GCGAGUGGCUCGACGGUUUGACGUUACGCGAGUGAUUGUGCGUGUAGUGAGAAUACUGUGAAGUCGUGAGAUACAUUAGCAAUACAAUGCAUUCGUCAGUAAGAAAGAUGUGGCUCUCGUGCUUAGUAGCGUCGUCGGUGGUUGCCAUGGCAACUGCAGCGAAUGAAUACCUCCCCCCCAACAAGGGUUACAACUACCCCCCACCUGCUGUUCCCUUCCCCACUGAUAACAAACCAACAACGCAACCCAAGCCGUACAACCCGGUACCGAAGCCCCCGACGCCCCCUCGCAACCCGACCUACCUGCCACCAACCCAACCCAACCACGAUGACCAUCACGAAGACCACCACCAUCACGAACCUGGCAUGCCUUUCGACUUCUCCUACGCCGUGAAUGAAGAUGGCAACGACUACAGCCACAACGCCAUAUCCGACGGUGACGUCACCAGGGGAGAAUACAGAGUCGCUCUGCCCGAUGGACGUACGCAGAUCGUCAAGUACACUGCUGAUUGGAAGAACGGCUUUAACGCUGAGGUGUCUUACGAAGGUGAAGCGAAAUACCCCGACCAGCCUUCUGGCCCCAGCUACGGCCAGAGACCCACAACUGGGGGUUCAGGCCCCGGUCAGGCAUACGUACCGCCCAGCCAAGGAGGAGGCUAUCAAUACUAAACUGCCUAUUAUAAUACGGACUGUGUGAAUGCGUGAUAGUUCAUAAUUCUUAAGUGUCGAUUGGGAUGUACAAUAUUAUAUUUUACUAUGUUACAAACUGUUCCAACUGUAGUACAAACAUAAAGGUAGCCACAUGGAGCUUUCAGGCCCCAAACUCACGGGGCUUCGAAAUUAUUCGUUUGCACCGAAGGUUUAUACAAAAAAAAGAGCUAAAUUUUUAGAUUAAUUUUAAUAAUUGACAUUAUUAAAUUAUAAUGUAAAUUGGAAACCAUAUCAGACUUUGAAAUUUUGUUACUUUAUAAAAAGGCCCCGAAUUGUGUAAUAAUGCCUAUGGAAUGCAUAUGAGUUACCUUACUCGAAUAAUGCCAUUAUGAAGGUUAGUUGAGUAAAGUAUAAAAGAAAAUUAUGACGAUUUUUUAAAAGUGAAAUUAUUAUUUGUAAAAUUAUUUCGAGUUAAAAAUAUUUACAUAUUGACCGCUUCAAAUGAACUCCAUUUUAGACUGCUUUCAAACGAGCGUUUUCGAUAAAAACGCUAGUGUGUAAAAAGCCUUAUAAAGAUGACACUAUUCAUUUUUAGCUCAAAUAGAAAAUGGUUUUUGAAAUUAAUAUAAUUUAUGCUAAGGCCACUAUUAUGUACUGACUGAAAAUGACACAUUAAUAGUUACCGAAUUAUAGUUACCACUAUAGUUUUAGACGAAGAAUUUAAGUACCUAACUGCUGUACAGUACAACUUACAUUAUUACGUAUUAUAAUAUUAUCUUUAAAAGCUUUCUUAAAAUAAUGAUUGUAAUAAGACAGAAUAUUUCAUAACAUUUUACUUUUAUUUAUGACAGAUAUAAAAGAAUAAAAUGUUGUGUAAACCAUCCAAAAGAGACUAUUUAUUUAAAUAUGGUCAGUCAAUUUUACUUUUUUCCAGUAUUUUAGACCAGUAAAAUAAAUUGUAUUUAAAAAGUUAUAAGGAUUUAACAACAUUAUUUUAAAAUAGGUACUAACCUUAUCGUAUUUUAAUACUCAUCACUGCCCAGUUAUUUUAU
Pectinophora gossypiella (pink bollworm) is the source of this 1702-nucleotide messenger RNA. It is a transcript of the gene Cpr50Cb, whose product is annotated as pro-resilin. The transcript is spliced from 6 exons. Bases 87 to 668 code for a protein of 193 amino acids. The record is from RefSeq and is a predicted model, not a curated record. NCBI's taxonomy places the organism in Eukaryota, Metazoa, Arthropoda, Insecta, Lepidoptera, Gelechiidae. Gene Ontology annotation, cellular component: extracellular matrix.